UUUAAUUUUCCAAAUUAUUAUUUUGAUUCGGAAUAUUUGAUUUUUGAAACGGUUUUUCCACUAUUUACACAUGAUUCAGUUCUGGUGGAUUAAAAUAGAAAAGAGUGGAAUUUGCACAGCACACAUUGUUUCAUUGUUUUGUUUUUUUACUUUAGUUUUGGAUCGAUUUUUCAGAGAAUUUCUCUUUCAAAUCGUUUCCAUCGAUAUGUCAUCGAAUUCAACAACGUCACAUAAUUUAGUGAAUAUGGGAAAAAAUGAUAAAACAACAUCAUCAACACCAUCAGGAUCGAAUAACCUAAAAACAAUAAUAUCUGCUGCUAUAUUACAAAAUACAGUUCGAGAUUCAACAUUUGAUGACAAUUGUCCAAGACGACGAGCAUCAUCACGUUCAAUAAAACGGAAAAAAUUCGAUGAUGAACUUGUGGAUAGUGCUAGUACAUCAUAUCCAAGACAUCAGAAACCUGAGCGUAAAUUUGAUUUUGGUGGUGAAUAUUCGGAAAGUGGUGGUGGUGGUUAUAACGAAACAAUCAUUACAACGCAUCACAAUGAACCACCUACUCCGUUAACCCCAGCGGCCACCACAACUAUCAUCUCAUCGAAACGUCAAUCAUCAAAACCCUCAUCAUCAAUAUCAACACCAGCGUCGAUAGCAACUGUACCGGAAAAGAAGAAAAAGAAUAAAAAACGAACAAUCGUGACAAGUCAAUACGUUGAAGAGAAUAAUUUCUGGAAACCCACCGAUGAUCUUGCGUUGAUAAUCAAUGUUGAACAGACAAAUAAUCUACGAAAAGUAUAUAAUGGUGUAAAAUUUUCCAGUAAAUUUACCUUUUCAGAUGUUGAACAACGAUGGCGUUCCUUAUUAUAUGAUAAGAAUGUUAAAAAUCUAGCAUUGGCGGCCAUUCGACAACUUCAUUCGGAUAUUGUUCAAUUUAUUGAAUCACGUGCUUUAUUCAGUGAUGCAGAAGAAGAAUUAUUGAAAAAAUUGGAAUCGUGUAAAGAACCAGCAUUAGAAUCAUUACAGGAAUUGAUAGAUAUGAAUGCAGAAGUAUUCCUUCCUAGUCGUACACCGAAAACAUUGCUUAAACAUUGGCGAUUAUUACGACAUUAUAGCCUACUUGGUGACCAAUCAUUACAGCCGCAAGCACGUCAUGAAAGUGUUGUUAGUUUUUCCGAAAUAGAAAAUACGAUCAAAAAAGAGCUACAAGAAGAGCUGAAGAAUAAUGAACUGGCAACGAAUGCAGCAGCCGAAUCAAAUGAAUUGAUACGACAGGAAAUUUCACAUAGUGUACGUAAAAGUAUGCUUGAAAUACGAAUGUUGGAAAAUGAAUUACCAAAAUUUCAGAUACUAUUGGAUAGUAUUACCGGAGUGGCACCAUCCGAUUUUGAUAAUAAUACCUAUGCUGUUUUACGUGGUCGUCUAGUACGCUAUCUGAUGCGUUCAACCGAAAUCACAAUCGGUCGGAUAACAAAAGAUUUUGUCGUCGACGUGGAUCUUUCGCUUGAAGGACCAUCAACAAAAAUAUCACGUUUACAAGCGGUUAUUAAUUUUCAAUCAACCGGCGAAUUUAUCAUAUUCAAUACGGGAAAACGGCCAAUCUAUAUUGAUUCAAAACCAUUAAUAUCACAAUCAUCAUUACAGAUACAUCAUAAUUCAUUAAUUGAAUUUUCAUCAUUGAAAUUUUUAUUUCUAAUUAAUCAGGAUUUGAUAUUGAAAAUGCGUAAUGAAGUACUACAAUCAUGUAAAUAAAUAAAUAGUAAUCAAUCAAUAAAAUGAAAUUUUUAUCUAA
Dermatophagoides farinae (American house dust mite) is the source of this 1787-nucleotide messenger RNA. Lineage: Eukaryota; Metazoa; Arthropoda; Arachnida; Sarcoptiformes; Pyroglyphidae. The record is from RefSeq and is a predicted model, not a curated record.